GGGAGCCCCGCUCCUCUGUGGUAUGGCCCAUUGGCUCCCCAAUUCUGAUAGAGCACAAGUGCCCCACCACGACCUAGGGCAGCAUGAGCCGGCCCAGGCACGUGGGCAAGAUCCGGAAACGCCUAGAAGAUGUCAAGAGCCAGUGGGUCCGGCCAGCCCGCGCUGAUUUCAGUGACAACGAGAGCGCCCGGCUAGCCACCGAUGCCCUCUUGGAUGGGGGUCCUGAGGCCUACUGGCGGGCGCUCAGCAAGGAGGGUGAGGUGGACUUCUUGUCCUCAGUGGAGGCCCAGUACAUCCAGGCCCAGGCCAAGGAGCCCCCCUGUGCCGCGGACCCCCCGGGAGGAGCCGAGGCAGGCACUAAGGGGCUGGACUCCAGCUCCCUGCAGUCAGGCACCUACUUCCCCGUGGCCUCGGAGGGCAGCGAGCCGGCCCUGCUGCACACCUGGACGUCGGCUGAGAAGCCCUACCUGAGGGAGAAGUCCAGCGCCACCGUGUACUUCCAGAUGGACAAGCACAACAACAUCCGGGAUCUCGUCCGCCGCUGCAUCGCCCGGGCCAGCCAGGUCCUGGUCGUUCUGAUGGAUUUGUUCACCGAUGUAGAGAUCUUCUGUGACAUUCUAGAGGCAGCCAACAAGCGCGGGGUGUUCGUCUGUGUGCUCCUGGACCAGGGAGGUGUGAAGCUCUUCCAGGAGAUGUGUGAUAAAGUCCAGAUCUCUGACAGUCAUCUCAAGAACAUUUCCAUCCGGAGUGUGGAAGGAGAGGUGUACUGUGCCAAAUCAGGCAGGAAAUUUGCAGGACAAAUUCAGGAGAAGUUUAUCAUCUCAGACUGGAGGUUCGUUUUGUCUGGAUCAUACAGCUUCACCUGGCUCUGCGGUCAUGUCCACCGGAACAUCCUCUCCAAAUUCACAGGCCAAGCGGUGGAGCCGUUUGACGAGGAGUUCCGCCACCUCUAUGCCUCCUCCAAGCCUGUGAUGGGCCUCAAGUCCCCCAGGCUGGCUGCUCCCCUCCUGCCUGGAGCCAGCCACAGCCUCCCCAGUGGCCUCAGCAGCAGCCACUCAGCCAGUGACCGCACGUCCUCCGACCCCUUCAGCAGCCCAUCAACGGACAGCCACCCUCACAACCAGAGUCUGUCCACAUCCUCUGGGCCUGGCAGUCCCGGGACCCCAAACCCACCUCCACCACCCCGCAUUCAGCCCUACCACAGCCCAUGGGGAGCGCUAAGUCCCCAGGCCCACUUCUGCCCCCGGCCCCACAAUGGCCCGCCUGCCCUCUACAGCAACCUCAAUGCCUACAGGCCUACGCGGCUACAGCUGGAGCAGCUCGGCCUGGUGCCAAGGCUGGCUCACACCUGGAGACCCUUUCUGCAGGCCUCUCCUCAUUUCUGA
Messenger RNA from Otolemur garnettii (small-eared galago), 1385 nucleotides. RefSeq names its product family with sequence similarity 83 member A (gene SACK1A). Lineage: Eukaryota; Metazoa; Chordata; Mammalia; Primates; Galagidae. Gene Ontology annotation, biological process: epidermal growth factor receptor signaling pathway. The coding region runs from base 84 to 1385 and encodes 433 amino acids. The transcript has 4 exons. The record is from RefSeq and is a predicted model, not a curated record.